CGCAUCACCAUCACCGCUCAUCUCCCGGGGCUUCGCAUCACUCGUCCGUUAGCCCAUCAUGAACGCCCGCUUCCUCCGUCCUUUUGCGAGGGCCGCUUUCCGCGCGCCCACCGCCGUCCGCCCCGCCGUCAUGGCGCGCCCUGCGCUCGCCGUGAGCCAGAAUAAGAAGACCGAGGUCGGACCCCAGCAGAUGACGAUGCUCAAGUCGGCGAUGCCCCAGCUCAUCCCCUUCUUCUUCGUCAACGAGACCACCGUGGCUUUCGUUCUGCUGCCCUCGCUCAUCUACAUCUUCUCCAAGUACAUUCUCCCUCAGCGCGUGCGCCUGUUCGCCGCCCGUCUCUUCAUCAGCAAGUUGUAAGCGAGGGAAACGAUCUCGGGGAAAUAAGGGAGGACCAAAUGUGUACAAAUAGCGGAUAUGUGCUCAUAGACAAUUGAUUGGCAUUGCACGAGGAAUUGCGGAGCUCCACACACAACAUGACAUCGAAUGCCGGUGCUGGGAUCCGCCCAAUUUGCGAUUAGUGAAGCAAGAGUU
This is a messenger RNA of Cucurbitaria berberidis CBS 394.84, 532 nucleotides long. RefSeq lists its product as uncharacterized. NCBI's taxonomy places the organism in Eukaryota, Fungi, Ascomycota, Dothideomycetes, Pleosporales, Cucurbitariaceae. Gene Ontology annotation, biological process: proton motive force-driven ATP synthesis. The transcript is spliced from 3 exons. Bases 59 to 358 code for a protein of 99 amino acids. Gene Ontology annotation, molecular function: proton transmembrane transporter activity. The record is from RefSeq and is a predicted model, not a curated record.